AUGAACGGAAUACAGGUGGAUAUAAAUAGAUUAAAGAAAGGUGAAGUCAGUUUAGGUACUUCCAUCAUGGCAGUCACCUUUAAAGACGGUGUGAUAUUAGGUGCUGAUUCUAGAACUACUACAGGUGCCUAUAUUGCUAAUCGUGUGACUGACAAAUUGACUAGAGUUCAUGAUAAAAUAUGGUGUUGUAGAUCUGGAUCUGCUGCUGAUACACAGGCAGUUGCAGAUAUUGUACAAUACCAUUUGGAAAUGUAUACUGCACAAUAUGGAGAACCUUCUACUGAGGUAGCAGCUUCUAUUUUUAAGACACUAUGUUAUGAAAAUAAGGAUAAUUUAACAGCUGGUAUCAUUGUAGCAGGUUAUGAUGAAGCCAAUAAGGGACAAGUAUAUAGUAUACCAUUGGGUGGUUCAGUACAUAGACAACCAUAUGCAAUUGCAGGUUCAGGUUCUGCAUUUAUCUAUGGUUACUGUGAUAAGAACUUCAAAGAAGAUAUGACCAAAGAAGAAACAAUUGAAUUCAUGAAGCACUCUUUGUCUCAAGCAAUUAAAUGGGAUGGUUCUUCUGGUGGUGUUAUCAGAAUGGUGGUACUAACAAAGGAUGGUGCAGAGCGUUUGAUAUUUUAUCCUGAUGAAUAUGAAAAGCUUUAA
Molecule: messenger RNA, 648 nt
Organism: Vanderwaltozyma polyspora DSM 70294
Lineage: Eukaryota; Fungi; Ascomycota; Saccharomycetes; Saccharomycetales; Saccharomycetaceae
Gene: PRE3
Product: proteasome core particle subunit beta 1
Exons: 1
Coding region: 1-648 (215 amino acids)
Cellular component (GO): proteasome core complex
Molecular function (GO): threonine-type endopeptidase activity
Source: RefSeq, a predicted model, not a curated record